UAUGGGAUCAAUUUGUUAAUAAUUGUAUUAUCCGGAGAUGUUUUACCAAGUUACCCUUACAUAAUUUCUCCAGUGCAAGAGACAUGUAUCGGCCGAGAUAUGCAUCUCUCUUGAAGUCGCUUCUUCUGUCUGCUCCGGCCUCUAUCAUGCCAACCUAUGGCCAUUAAGACGAAACUAUACAAACACCUCCAAUCGUCCACCCAUAGAAAUUCCACUUCAGGCAAUAUAUCGCCAUGGCAUCAGUCCCUCUUCACCUACCUUCAAACACUGCGCUCUGGCUCUUUCCCACACGCCUUCUCUUUCCCAUUUCCCCUUAAAUCGUGCGCUGCACUUUCUCUCCCUACCACAGGAAAACAACUCCAUGGCCAUGUUAUUAAAACGGGGUGUUUACUUGAACCCUUUGUUCAGACCUCGUUGAUUUCUAUGUACAGUAAAUGUUUCUUAAUAGACGAUGCAUGUAAAGUAUUUGAUGAAAAUCCCCAAUCAAGUAAGCUAAUGGUUUGUUACAACGCUUUGAUAUCUGGAUAUGCAUUCAACCUUCGAGUUAAGGAGACGGUGUCGUUGUUUAGUGAAAUGAGAGAAAUAGGUGUGGAGAUUAAUGGGGUUACGUUGUUGGGAUUGAUUCCAAUAUGUGGGCUUCCAGGGAAUUUGGAGCUGGGAAUGUCUGUUCACGCUUCUUGCACGAAGCUUGGAUUCGACGCGGAUUUGUCUAUUGGGAAUUGCUUGCUUACUAUGUAUGUGAAAUGUGGGGAAAUUGACUCUGCAAGAAAGUUAUUUAACGAUAUGCCAGAAAAAGGUUUGAUCACUUGGAAUGCAAUGAUUAAUGGCUACGCCCAAAAUGGGCUUGCUAACAACGUUUUGGAACUUUACUGGGAGAUGAAAUCAAGUGGGGUUUCUCCUGACUCUAUAACACUUGUUGGGGUUCUUUCAUCCUGUGCUCAUCUUGGCGCACAGAGCGUUGGUCGGGAGAUAGAACAGCAAAUAAAGGUUUGUGGAUUUGGGUCCAAUCCAUUGCUGAACAAUGCUUUGCUUAAUAUGUAUGCUAGAUGUGGCAAUUUGGAGAAGGCUAGAGAUAUCUUUUAUGGCAUGCCUGUGAAAAGUGUAGUUUCAUAUACUGCAAUCAUAUGUGGGUAUGGAAUGCACGGACAAGGAGAGAUUGCUACUGACCUUUUUGAUGACAUGAUCAGGACUGGCAUUAGACCUGAUGGAACAGCUUUUGUGAGCGUUUUAUCUGCAUGUAGUCAUGCAGGAUUGACUGAUAAGGGAUUUGAUUAUUUUCGAAUGAUGCUGAGUAAGUAUGGAUUGCAGCCUGGUCCAGAGCAUUACUCUUGCAUGGUUGAUCUUUUAGGCAGAGCAGGAAAGCUCAACGAAGCACGGGAUCUCAUUGAAUCUAUGCCGGUAAAACCUGAUGGUGCCGUGUGGGGAGCACUUUUAGGUGCCUGCAAAAUCCAUAAAAAUGUAGAGUUGGCAGAGGUGGCUUUCAAACAGAUCAUUGAGCUGGAACCUACAAAUAUUGGUUACUAUGUUUUGUUAUCUAACAUAUAUGCUGAGGCUGGGAAUUUGGAGGGGAUCCUAGGAGUUAGAGUGAUGAUGAAGAAGAGGAAUCUCAAAAAGGACCCAGGCUGUAGUUAUGUUGAAUUUAAUGGGAGAGUUCACCUGUUCUUCGCUGGAGAUAGAAAUCAUCCUCAAACCCAUCCUCAAACUGAGGAAAUAUACCAAAUGUUGGAUAAGUUAGAAAAUUUGGUUAAGGAUCUUGAUGAUUUUAAGAAGAGUGGUCAAGAAAGAACAGAAGAACCGAUAAACGGCCGAGGCGUGCAUAGCGAAAAGUUGGCAAUUGCAUUUGGGCUUCUGAACAGCACAGAAGGAUCAGAGAUUGUUGUGAUGAAGAAUCUUAGGAUAUGCGGAGAUUGUCAUUUGUUUAUAAAGUUGGUCAGCAAAGUUGUGAAUCAUCAAUUUGUUGUUAGGGAUGCAUCCCGCUUCCACCAUUUCAGGAAUGGACUCUGUUCUUGCAAAGAUUAUUGGUGAUGCUCAUAUAUGAGCCUUUUCAUAUUCCCAAA
Molecule: messenger RNA, 2057 nt
Organism: Manihot esculenta (cassava)
Lineage: Eukaryota; Viridiplantae; Streptophyta; Magnoliopsida; Malpighiales; Euphorbiaceae
Product: putative pentatricopeptide repeat-containing protein At3g11460, mitochondrial
Exons: 1
Coding region: 157-2025 (622 amino acids)
Biological process (GO): RNA modification
Molecular function (GO): protein binding; RNA binding; zinc ion binding
Source: RefSeq, a predicted model, not a curated record